This is a messenger RNA of Fusarium venenatum, 1230 nucleotides long. Its product is annotated as RTA1 like protein-domain-containing protein. The record is from RefSeq and is a predicted model, not a curated record. Gene Ontology annotation, cellular component: membrane. Lineage: Eukaryota; Fungi; Ascomycota; Sordariomycetes; Hypocreales; Nectriaceae.
AUGCAUUCCAAUAUCAGAGCCCUCAUUCUUUACCUGUUGACUUCCGCAGUCACUGCAUCUCCAGCACCCACCCAAACUAAACCCCAAAUCACCAUCGCACCUCGUCAACCCAGCACAACAGAAGCACCGCAAGGCUGGUUCACCACCACCAAAAAUAUUGCUACCAUCGGCGGUACAACAGAUCAAUACUAUACGAUCCCCGCCCAGACUAUUCAAAUCGUCAUUCCAACAUGCGUUCAAACAUACGAAUCCGACGAGAAUGGCUACCUUCCUCCAGGAACAUGUAAUGCCCACUGGAACUACUACCCCAGCUUCUCUGCGGCUGCAGCCUUUGCGGUGCUGUUUGCUAUCCUGACGGGUGCCCAUAUUUGGCAGGCUGCUAGAUACAAAAAGUCUUGGUGUUGGGUUAUCAUCAUGGCGGGCAUCUGGGAAACAACAGCUUUCACGUUUCGCGCGAUAAGCACAAAACAUCAACAAAGUAUCGGCGUUUUACUCGUUUUUCAGAUAUUCAUCCUUCUUGCACCUAUUUGGGUUAAUGCAUACGCUUACAUGACACUCGGCCGAAUGGUCUACUACUUUGUCCCCGACAACUCCCUCCUAGGCAUGCCAGCCGUCACUUUAGCCGCCCUCUUUGUUGGUCUGGAUAUUGUAUCUUUCAUCAUCCAGCUCAUUGGUGGCAGCUUGGCUGGUCCCGGUUCACCUCCGGAAGAGCAAUUGAAGGCCAUACACAUUUACAUGGGCGGCAUUGGUCUUCAAGAGUUCUUUAUCGUCAUUUUCAUCAUUCUCUGCAUUGCCUUCCAGAGAAAAAUGCACGAGGUUCGAUUUGAGAAGGGUAUCAAGGCCUUUACCGCGUCAGACUGGGGCAAGCUUCUUUGCGCGCUUUACUUUUCUCUAGCCAUGAUCUCUGUACGCAUCAUUUAUCGUCUCAUUGAGUUCUCUGGUGGUCACGGUCAGGAUAACUCCCUUGUGACACACGAGGUUUACUUUUAUGUCCUUGAAGCGGUUCCCAUGCUUCUGGCUUUAUUGGCGUUCAAUAUUGUUCAUCCUGGGAGAAUCAUGCAAGGUCCUCUUUCGGACAUGCCUGGGCUGUUUUCAUUCAUUAAGGAUAAGAUGCGAGGACGAAAGGGGAAGCAGUUGCUGGAUGAUCAGAGUGACAAUAAUGUCGAGAUGGGACAUCGCUACGAGCCGACUAGAGCGACUGAUACUAAAGUUGGAGAGCCGUCGCGGUAG